Molecule: messenger RNA, 969 nt
Organism: Ceutorhynchus assimilis (cabbage seed weevil)
Lineage: Eukaryota; Metazoa; Arthropoda; Insecta; Coleoptera; Curculionidae
Source: the annotation of a GenBank genome assembly
AUGGAUCCGCCAAGACAUUCACGGCCAGAUCCUGCACAGGUUUUCAUUCCCCGACGGGAUAGUGCCCGCCGAGCGCGGGAAGCGCAAAUCCGCAUGAACACGGUCAGACGGGCAGCGCGCGCACUGCGCUCCCGCUUCUCCGGUCCCCCACCACGAGCACGCGUCUCCACCGUAACCGCUGACGCGUCCCCGAGACCUGGGCCGAGCAUUCCAUCGCCAGCAACCGUUCCGGAACGUACCGAACACCGCCGUCCCGCAGUAAUCGUUCCGAACAGUAACGAACCCCGCCGUCCUCCAGUAACCGUUCCGAGUCGUAUCGAACACCGCCGUCCGCCAGUAACCGAUCCGAGUCGCAUUGAAUCCCGCCGUUCCCCCGCACGAAAGAUACGGAUCUUGUCCGAACUAGUGAUUCCGGCCCCACACUGCCCAACUACCUCCGCCCCGGCCACUGUCACUGGCCGCAGGGUCGUGCUACCCUCUACCAGCCGCCCGGAUAACAUUUCGCAGCCGCAGGGCGAAGUUCCGGGGACAACAUAUUGGUCGCGUCUUCACCCAAAUUUGUGGGCUUGGUGGUCUGCGAAGGGUCACCCUAGACCACCCCGACGAAUUAUGGAGCUCCCCUUGCCACCUGGAGCCGUAAUGACUCCGGCCGACCAGGUCCGUACCGACGGCAGCUCCGCACAGCCCCACAGCCUGGAGCCACCCAGAGCCGUACAAACACCAGCCCCAAUUUCUCCGAAUGACCGGCUCCCAGAGGAACACGCCCAAGAAAUUGAAUCGCCUACCGAGGCGGAUGUGGCCGAUAUGGCUCGACGCAACCGCGACUGCCACUCAUGGCCAGCCGCAUAUAGGGCCGCAUUGAUGCGACUCCGACCGUCUGAUACUCAGAACUACCGCCGAUACCGUCUCCGCCUAAGGGCCCGUGACGGAUCCUCCGUCUUUAUUUCCGUUCCGUCCACGCCGCUAUAA